UCCGGUUCGGCCGCCGUGGGAGGGGGAGCGGGGUAGGGGCUCGGCGUGAAUCCGGAGGAGAAGCCGGAGAGUCUCCAAAGGGGCUUCGAGGUCCCCAGAGCCACGUGCAAGUGCCAUGUUCCUGGCUGAUGGCCCUGGGAUGUUGUCCCCCCUGCCCUUGGCCUCACCGACCCUCCGCGACCACACCCGGUGCCAGCACCCGCCGCCAAAACGCAGUGUCCCCACGUCCCCGCCGGCGUGGGGGGGCCACCGCUGCGGUGACUGUGGCCAGACCUUUGGCACCUGCUCCCGGCUGGCGCGGCGCUGGCGGGCGACCCUUCGCCUGCGCCCACCGCGGCAAACGCUUCUGCCAGCCCUCCGGCCUCGUCACCCACCAACGGGGACACGAGUGGCCCUUGGGGACGCUGCAACAGGCGCCACGUGUCACCGAAUCCGCCGCAGGGAGCUGCAAAGGGCUCUGAAAUAUGGACAUCAGGAAUCCCCUUAACUCUGCCCAUUGCCUUGGGGACUUCAGGGAGCCACCGCCAGCCCUCCGGCCUCGUCACCCACCAACGGGGACACGAGUGGCCCUUGGGGACGCUGAAUCAGGCACCGGGUGUCACCAAAUCUGCCACCAGGAACCCCAAAGGACUCUGAAAUACGGACGUCGGGGAUCCCCUUAACUCUGCCCAUCGUGAUGGGGACCUCACGGAGCCACCGCCAGCGCUCCAGCCUCGUCACACGCACGUGGGGACACAAAUAGCCCUUGGGGACACCCAAAAUGGGUGCUGGGUGUCACUGAAGCCACCCCUGAGCACGCCUCAUGGCCACCAAAAGGCAGAGACUGGAGAAUCCCCUUAACUCUGCCCAUCGCGACGGGGACAUCAGGGAGCCACCGCCAGCGCUUCAGCCUCGUCACCCAGCACCGGGGACAUGAGUCACCUCAGGGACCCCCCGAAUCCAGCUCCAGACACCCCACUCCAGCUCUGGACUCCCCCCAUCUCCCCAAAUUUAACUCUGGACAGCCCCUUGCAGCCUCUGGAGAUCCCUGCCGACCCCUCAACUCUGCCCCUCGGGGCCCCCCGCAGCCCUUGGGGGCCACAGAGGUGAUGCUCCAAAACGGGGCAAAAAACUGCAGAAACGGGGGAAAAACUGGCCGCACCCCCCCAAAAUAUAAUGCCGGGGGUGUCGGGGCAGGGCGGUGCAGAAGGGGUUAACAUCAUCGAGUCGCAGUCCUCCGAGCGGCGCAGAGCGGCCCCGAGCGGUGCCCGAGCGCUUCCGGGGGCGCGGGGGGCGGCGGAGGCUCCGCGGCGGUUAGGCCAUGGAGCAGCCAGAGGAGCCACCGGGCGACUGGGAUGGGGGGACGGUGCCCCGCACCCACGGAGGCACCAUGAGGUCCCCAGAGACGGGCAUCCCCGAGAGCCUGGUGACAUCACCACCGCUGUCCCCGUCACCCGGCCUGGGCUGGCCCUGGGGGCCGCCCCCCGCGUCCCCCCCGGCUACCCAGAAACCCUACAAGUGCACCGAGUGCGGCAAGGCCUUUGGGCAAAGCUCACACCUGAUGCGGCACCUGGGCACCCACACCGGCGAGAAGCCCUACAAGUGCGGCGCCUGCGCCAAGAGCUUCACCCAGAACUCCAACCUCCUGCAGCACCAGCGCACCCACACCGGCGAGAAACCCUACGAGUGCGGGGCCUGCGGCAAACGCUUCGGCUGGAGCUCCAACCUCAGCCAGCACCGCCGCCUCCACAGCGGCCAGAAGCCCUUCCAGUGCGGCCAGUGCGGCAAGUGCUUCGGCGAGAGCGCCCGUCUGCUCGAGCACCAGCGCACCCACACCGGCGAGAAGCCCUACCGCUGCCCCGACUGCCCCAAGACCUUCAGCCGCGGCUCCCACCUCGCUCGCCACCGCCGCCUCCACGCCGCUGAGCCUGGGCCGGCCCUGGCGAUGCGCCGGGGGCUCUGAGGGGCUCCCUGAGGAGAGGGCAGGAGGUGGCGGAGCAGGUGAUGGUGCUUCUGUGGUGGCCAUGGGGACGUGGUUUGACCUGCCGGUGCCUGUGGUCAACAGAAGGGUUCACGGAGGGUCCGUGAUAUGGUCAGUGGCUGCUACAACCCUUCCGUGGGGGCCGCGGGGACGUGGUUUGGCCCCGCUGGCGCCUAUCCUCAAUACAAGGACUUCAGGAAGAGUCACGAUGUGGCUAGUGGUUAUUACAGCUCUUCGGCGAUGGCGGCGUGCCCAUGGGUUGGCCCUAUCAGCACCCAUCGUCAACACAAAGCCUUCGAUUAGCCACGACACGGCCAGCGGCUGCUACAGCCCUUCCGUGGUAGCCACCAGUGUGGCCCACUGGUGCUCACUGUCCGUGUAGACAACUUGGGGAGGAUCCCUGACGUGACCGACGACUACGACCCUUCUGUGGUGGCCACGGGGACGUGGCUUGACUCCAUCAAUGCCCAUUGUUGGCUUGUGGGGAACCCAUGUAGGCAAAAAGCCACGGGACUGGGGACAAAUGUGGACCCAAAGGCUUGGGGAGGACUCAUGAUGUGGCCAGUGGCUACUACAGCCCUUCUGUGGUAGCCAUGGGGAUGUGGCUUGGCCCUUCUGGUGCCCAUCACCAAGGCAAAGACUUGGGAAGGGUCCAUAGCUUGGCCAAUGGCUACUACAGCUCUUCUGUGGUGGCCACAGAGCUGUGGCUUGGCCCCGUAGAUGUAGUUUAGCCCCAGUGGUGCCCUUUGUCAACGCAAAGACUUGGGAAGGGCCCGUGACGUGGCCAACAGGGAUGUGGUUUUGCCCUGCUGAUGCCUCCCAUUGGCUCAUGGGGAAACCAUGUGGGCAAAAAGAGGUGGCACUGGGGCUGACAGUGGUCACAAGGACUUGCGGAGGACCCAUGGCAUGGCCCAAUGGCUACUACAGCUCGUCUGUGGUGGCCACGGGGAUGUAGUUACGUAGUUUGGUCCCACUGGCAGCCGUUGUCAUCACAAAGAUUUGGGGAGGUCCCGUGACGUGGCCAGCGGCUACCACAGCCCUUCCGUGGUGGCCACGAGGACACGGUUGGGUUCCGUUGGCACAUGUCAUCACAGAUUUGAUGAGGUCACACAAUGUGGCCAACGGCUACCACGGCCCUUCUGUGGUGGCCACGUGCCCAUGGCUGGCACCCAUCAUUCAGUAACUUAGAUGUCACGUGGGCAAGCAGUAGGGAGGGAGGGAAUUUUUAGGGAAAAAGAUUGCAAUAAUGGCACUAAAACUGUCCUUAAAACCCACGUGUUGAUUUUCACCACC
This is a messenger RNA of Tyto alba (common barn owl), 3253 nucleotides long. RefSeq names its product zinc finger protein 22-like. Gene Ontology annotation, biological process: regulation of transcription by RNA polymerase II. The record is from RefSeq and is a predicted model, not a curated record. Gene Ontology annotation, molecular function: RNA polymerase II cis-regulatory region sequence-specific DNA binding; DNA-binding transcription factor activity, RNA polymerase II-specific. The transcript is spliced from 6 exons. Bases 1301 to 1942 code for a protein of 213 amino acids. Lineage: Eukaryota; Metazoa; Chordata; Aves; Strigiformes; Tytonidae.